Messenger RNA from Danaus plexippus (monarch butterfly), 1342 nucleotides. Its product is annotated as carbonyl reductase [NADPH] 1-like. Gene Ontology annotation, molecular function: oxidoreductase activity. The record is from RefSeq and is a predicted model, not a curated record. The coding region runs from base 401 to 1249 and encodes 282 amino acids. Lineage: Eukaryota; Metazoa; Arthropoda; Insecta; Lepidoptera; Nymphalidae. The transcript has 2 exons.
GUCUAUUUGUGUAGGCGACACAUAUCAAACAUUGAACGAACAUAGCAGUGGCAAUACCGUUAUGUAGGUAAUAUACUUGUAUCAUGUAACGAGUAACGCUCCUGACUCCGCGAAACGAAUGCCCGUCGUGUGAAACAGAAGAUUCCAGAUACCACACAAGCAAUGGGAAGUCAUUGCAAUCCUAACAUUGGGAUAAUCAUAUACUCUUAGAUCAUUUCAUUAUGAUAACAACAAAGUGUAAUGACUAGUGUCAUUGUCAUUUAAACGCGCGAUAAGUCUGUUUUAUAUUGUUGCUACUUGCUUUCAUUGUAUUCACCAUUUUAUGUAAACAACAAUUUAUCUCAGUUUCCAUUGAGACAAGUUUCUGUGUGGAGUUUUACUUAAAGAGACAAAAUAGAAAAUGGCACAAAAAGUCGCAGCUGUUACCGGUUCGAAUAAAGGACUGGGCUUCUUCAUAGUCAAAAGACUGUGUCAGCACUUUGAUGGAAUUGUUUACUUACUAGCAAGGAAUGAAGAAAGGGGAUUGGAGGCGGUAAGAAAAUUGAAUAAAAUGGGAUUAAAACCUGAGUUUCAUAUAUUGGAUGUCAGUGAUAAAGAAAGUAUAAAGAAAUUUGCUGAUUUCAUAAAAACAAAACAUGGUGGUCUGAAUGUUCUUGUAAAUAAUGCAGCAGUUAUGGAUUAUAAAACGGUUUAUCCGUCUUACGAAGGCGCCAAAUACAAUAUCGACGUUAAUUACAGAAGUUUACUAGACAUUGAAAAAUAUUUAUAUCCUUUACUAAGAGAUGGCGCUAGAGUUGUCAAUGUGUCAAGCAUGUGUGGCCACCUUUCCAAUUUACGCAACAAAAAGUGGCUAGAUUCAUUAACAAAAGAAGAUUUAGAAACGGAAGAUAUCAAUAAUUUUGUUGAUGAUUAUUUGAACAGCGUAAAGAAUGGAACUUUUAAAAAAGAAGACUUUGCUGAUGAGGGUAAGCAUGCAGAACAUAGAGUAUCUAAAAUCGCUAUGACAGCUUUGACAAUGGUGCAACAAAGAAAAUAUAAGAAUAUAUCAAUAAACGCUAUCUAUCCCGGUUACUUAAAAACCGAUAUGGCACCCAAAGGUGUAAAAGAUCCAGAAGAAGCAGCAGAUGUUAUUGUUUACCUUAUUUUAGAAGCAUCUCCUAAUCUAAAAGGCACGUUUAUGUGGGACACCAAAAAAUUGGUUGAUUGGUACGACGUUGAUGGUGAUUAUUAUUAUAAACAUGAGGAUUAAAGUCACAAUAAUACUUACAAAAUAAUAUCUAAAUCAUGAAUUGAGUUUUUAUUAUCGUUUAAAAAGAAAAUAAAUACAUUUUAUUAUUUUGAA